UCUUAUCAUUACAGCUUUCUACAGUAAAAUAAAAAGAUGCCGCAAUCAACUUUAGAUGCAUGGAUCCAUGUCAAACGAAAAUCUCCAGACUCAUCAGAGCAUUUAGAUACACCUACAAAGAAGAGAAAACGGUGGAAAGAAAGUGAUGAUGGAAAUAAUGAAAUAAAAUGGACGACACUUGAUUACCCGGGACCGGUGUUUCCUCCAGAGUUUAAACCUCUACCUCCAACUGUGACCAUGAGAUAUCAAGGAAAACCAAUAAAACUGAAGCCGAAAACAGAAGAAUGUGUCGUCUUGUAUAUUAAAAAUCGAGAUAAAGCUAAAAAUCCGAAAGUUUACGAUGAGAACUUUUGGGAAGAUUGGGUCAAAGUCAUGGAACCAGAGGAGAGGGACAGUAUUCGAAGCUUCAAAAGUUGCAACUUUAGAACAAUUACACAUUAUUUAAAGAACAACAAAUAUUUUAAGACCGAACAGAAAAAAAUGAAAAACAUAAAAGAUAAAAGGAAAACGUGUAUGGUAGACGGCUUUGAGGAAGACAUACAAAAUCCCAUGGUGGAGCCCCCGGGUGUAUUCAUUGGAAAGGGAAACCACCCAAAGAACGGGAGAAUAAAGCCGAGAAUUGUUCCGGAGAUGGUUACCGUGAACUGCAGCGAGGGCACUGAAUGUCGACCUCCCGCUGGUCACACCUUUAAAGAAAUCGAACAUAAUAAGAAGGUUCUACACCUUGCGUUUUGGGAUCACAAACUUUUACAGAAAAAGAAAUAUGUUCAAUUAAGGGCGACAUCCAGUCAGAGAGGCCGGGAUGACAAAAGGAAGUUCGAUGUAGCAAGAAAAAUGCACAGGGAAAGACCACGCUUGUUAAGACUCUGUAAAUCGGGUCUUUGUUCCGAAAAUAAUGUGCUGGUCCAGAAAUAUAUAGCGUUAUAUUUAAUGAUAAAGUCUGCCUUACGACCUGGUUAUCCAAAAAAGCCAGGGUUAAGUGCGGAUACUAAAGGAUUGUGCACUCUGACAUUUUCAAAUUUAGAAUUGUCGGAGAAAAAUAAAUCUUACUCGCUUCGGUUAGACUUCUUGGGUAAAUCGUCCAUACCAUGCACAAAAAAGAUAGUUCUAUCAAAAUCGGUAUACCAAAAAUUGAAAGAAUUCGAGCAAGAAAAGGAGAUUGACGACCAAAUAUUUGAUUUGGUGAAGGCACCAAGUCUAAAUAAGUUUCUCCAGAAAAGUUGCAGAUAUCCACAAAGUAUGAAACCAACAUUGAAAACGUUCAGGACAUUUGUUGCUGGAAAAAAGUUUGAAAGAAAACUUCAAGAGAUCAACAAAGAAGACAAGAACAACAUGAUUAAGAAUUAUAACAGUGCAUUAGAAGAGGUGUCCAAAAUUCUUAAUCACACGGGAAAAAACACCGCGAAAGUUAAUUAUAUAGAUCCCCGGAUUACAGUGGCCUGGUGUCUGAAGUGGGACAUCCCCAUAACGGAUGUAUUCACCAAAUUCCAGAGAGAGAAAUUUCAAUGGGCUAUUGAAACGAAGGACAGAAAAUUCAAAUUUGUGCAAUAACAUGUGAUUGUGUAUUGGUAGACCACAACACAAACAAUGAACUGCAGUUAAAUGUCAGAUCUCAGAGCGGCGUAACAAGCUUUAACCUUAUUGACAGUAUCAGAUACAUGUAUUUAUAAUUUUAUACUUAUAAAGUACAGCUUUGUUGAUUUUUCAUUUUUUUUUAAUUUUUUUAAUUCAUUGUCAACCUUACCCAUUAUAAUGUAAACUUGGUAUAUUUCUUAUGAGGCUAAAAGACAACAAGUAUGUUUAAAUAGAUAAAACUGCGUGAGCAUGAAAAUGAACUGCCGCUUAAAAGUAAUACUCUUUCUAAUUUAGAGAGUAGACUCAGGAUAAGAAUAGGUUUCUACACACAAGAUAUUCAUGUAUAUUUCUACUGAGAUUGUUCAGAAAGUAAUAUUGUAUUUGGUUGUAUGUGAGAGGGUAUGGCGGUCGCCCGCUCGGACACGUGGGUUUCCUCCGGGUACUCCGGUUUCCUCCCACAUACAUGAUCCCCUAGCGCAAACAUCCGUGCAUCAAGAGACCCCAUUGGAAAUAAGCUGUCGAGCUUUCAUGGGUUAUCCUUGGUAUCUAUGUAUGUAUAUUUGUAUGGAUGUAUAUACCGAAUAAACAUUUAUUUAUUUAUUGUAUAAUUUAGU
Molecule: messenger RNA, 2189 nt
Organism: Ostrea edulis (European flat oyster)
Lineage: Eukaryota; Metazoa; Mollusca; Bivalvia; Ostreida; Ostreidae
Product: DNA topoisomerase 1-like
Exons: 12
Coding region: 37-1551 (504 amino acids)
Biological process (GO): chromosome segregation; DNA replication; DNA topological change
Cellular component (GO): nucleolus; chromosome
Molecular function (GO): DNA topoisomerase type I (single strand cut, ATP-independent) activity; DNA binding
Source: RefSeq, a predicted model, not a curated record